AUGGGCAGCAGUUCAGAACAGUCAGAUUUAAGUGAUUCUGAGAUAGAGUACUACUUAGAGAAGCCGUAUAAACAGCUAAAAGCUGGAAAUUACAUAAUCCAGAAUCCAAAUGCCACCUUUAGAUGCCCUUUCUGUGGGAAGAAAAAACAGGAAUAUCGUUACCAUGAACUUCUUCAGCAUGCCUCUGGAGUUGGAGCAGGCUCAGCUAAUAGAAGAAGUGCAAAAAACAAGGCAAAGCACCUUGCGUUGGCAAGGUACUUGAAAGAAAACCUUGUUGAUGAUUCACAUUCAACACUGUCUAAGGCUGAGCCAGGACAUGUCAUUGAACAGCUCAAGCAGGAUGAACUCUUUGUCUGGCCUUGGAAAGGAAUUGUUGCUAAUAUACUGAGGCAGCAAAAGCAUGAAAGAGUUGUUAAUGAAAGUGUGCAUUGGCUGAGAAAGUUCAUUCAAUAUCAACCUGUAGAAGCCCAAGUCUUAUGCAGUGUCCAGGACAUUUCAGGGUAUGUCAUAUUAGAUUUUGGUAAAGGGUGGAGUGGACUUAGUAAUGUCAGGAAAUUUGAUAAAGAUUUUCAAGCUGUUCAACAUGGUAAAAAGGAUUGGGAUGCUUGGAAAGAGUAUCCCGGUUCAGAUUUAUAUGGAUGGUGUGCAAGUGCGGAUGAUUAUCAUUUAAAAGGGCCAGUUGGAGAUUAUCUCCGUGAGAAAGCUGAGUUGAAAACAGUUGCUGACGUAAUGAAAGAAUCAACAGAGGAAACAAACACAACAGUGGUGAAUUUAGCUAAGGAACUUGAUAUCACAAACAAUAAUUUGAAUGAGAUGGAGCUGAAGUACAAUGAAACAAGCAUGUCCGUAAGUAAAAUGAUGGAAGAAAAUGACAGACUUCACCAGGUUUACAAUGGAGAAUUGGAGAGGAUGCAGCGUCUUGCACAAGAUAAUGCUCGUAGAAUUAUAGAGGAGACUGAAAAGUUAAAAUAUGAACUAGAAUGUAAGAGAAUGAAGCUUGAUAAAUGGAGCCAACAACUGACUGAGCAAGAAGCCUUAACUGUAAGUGAAAGACAAAAAUUGGAGGAGGAGAAGAAAAGGAAAAAUGAGGUGCUUCACUUGGCUUCAUUGUCGCAUGUGGAGGCCAGUAGUAGUGUCUUGAGACUGCUUGACGAGCAACAGAGAGAAAAAAAGGCUGCAUUGGACACAAUGCUUAACUUAGAAAGAGAACUGGCUUCUAAACAGAAGCUGCAGUUAGACAUUGAAGAACUGAGAGGGCAACUGAAGGUCAUGGAGUGCAUGGGAGGUGAAAAUGACAAGGCAGUAAAGAAAAAGAUGGAAGAGAUGGAGGAAGAAUUGAAGGAAAAGGUUGAAGAACUCCAAGAUGUGGAAGCCUUGAAUCAAACUCUUAUUGUGAAAGAACGUGAAAUUAAUGACCAACUACAAGAGGCUCGCAGAGAAAUGAUUGCAGGUUUGUCAGGGCUCCUGAGUGGCUACACUACCAUUGGAAUCAAGAGAUUGGGAGAGAUUAAUGUAAAGCCCUUCCAAAAGGUGUGUAAGAAAAGAUAUCCAGGAGAUGGAGCAUUGGAGAAGUCUGCGAUUCUAUGCUCCAAGUGGCAAGAGUAUAUUCAGAAUACGGGAUGGUAUCCAUUUAAAGUUAUAGAGAUUGAUGGGAACAAAGCCAAGGAAAUAAUAGAUGAAGAAGAUGAGAAGUUGAGUAAAUUAAGGAAAGAAUGGGGAGAAGAGGUCUAUAUGGCUGUAGUAACAGCUCUGACGGAGAUGAAUGAACACAACCCUAGUGGGAGAUACGUGAUACCUGAGCUCUGGAACUUCAAAAAACAACGUAAAGCCACAUUGAAAGAAGUUAUUGCUUACAUAUUGGAGAGAACUUCUAAGAAACCAAGAAGGUGA
Molecule: messenger RNA, 1890 nt
Organism: Quercus lobata
Lineage: Eukaryota; Viridiplantae; Streptophyta; Magnoliopsida; Fagales; Fagaceae
Product: factor of DNA methylation 5-like
Exons: 6
Coding region: 1-1890 (629 amino acids)
Biological process (GO): gene silencing by siRNA-directed DNA methylation
Source: RefSeq, a predicted model, not a curated record